Molecule: messenger RNA, 1012 nt
Organism: Parastagonospora nodorum SN15
Lineage: Eukaryota; Fungi; Ascomycota; Dothideomycetes; Pleosporales; Phaeosphaeriaceae
Exons: 2
Coding region: 1-903 (300 amino acids)
Source: RefSeq, a predicted model, not a curated record
AUGGCUACAUCUGAUCAUGCAGAAGGGACGCCCGAAUACAAGCAAGAGAUACAAAGGAAGCUUGGGGAGUACAUCGAAACAAAGAGGUACAUCGAAGAGCCCGAGAUUCUUCCGUGGUAUAAGAAGGAGAUUGGAGAGCUCAAGCCUCCUGCGAGAGACCUGUUCGAGCAGUAUAGCCACGUUGCUCCCGAUGAAGUUGAGACGCACAUCAAGCGGAUCCGCGAUGAAGCUUUCAAGAUAUUCCCAUACCCCUGCGUUGGCAAUUGGGGCUUCCUCAACUUGAGUGUCAUGGAGUCGCCGGUCUACAAGGAAGUCCUCGAACGCAUCAAGAAUGGAGAACAGUAUCUUGAUAUCGGAUGCUGCAUGGGCCAGGACAUCCGCAAGCUUGCCCACGACGGUGCGCCAGAGGAUAACAUGUAUGGCUCUGAUCUCAAGAGCGAAUUCUGGAGUAUUGGAUACGACAUGUUUCUUGACAAAGCCACCUUGAAAAGUAAAUUCAUCGAGGCGGACGUUUUCGACGCCGACUCUGGAUUGAAGGAGCUUGACGGCAAGCUUAACAUCGUACAUGCUGCUUCAUUCUUCCAUCUGUUCGACUGGGACAGUCAAGUCAAAGCAGCCAAGAGAAUCGGGCAAUUGCUGAAGGCUGAGCCUGGGGUCAUGGUCUUUGGGAGACAAGGCGGUAUGCCCGAAGCAGGCACCAUCGGUCACAUCCAGGAAGGGAAAAGCUCAUACUGGCACAACCUCGAGUCGUGGGCUAAGAUGUGGAAGCAGGCUGGUGACGAGACUGGGAUAAAGUGGGAGGUUCAGUCUUCUUUCGGUGAGGAGGAUCUAACAAAGAGGAUGAACGCUAAGAUUGUACCUGCGGGAACGAGGUUCAUGACUUUCACCAUUCGUCGUGUGUAGUCGUGGCUCUUGUGGAUAUGACCUAAAUGUAUCUUUCCUGGUCAAUUUGAUCAGAGUAUGGACAUGGAUGUCAUAUGAAUAGACACAGAGAAUCAGGUUGUUGAUUCAA